This is a messenger RNA of Microthlaspi erraticum, 858 nucleotides long. Lineage: Eukaryota; Viridiplantae; Streptophyta; Magnoliopsida; Brassicales; Brassicaceae. The record is from the annotation of a GenBank genome assembly.
AUGUUCGAGUUUCAAUACGUUCGCGGCUUGAUCUGUUGUCGUUCGUCGUCAGACUCUCAUUUGGUUAUGAUAUACAACCCUACCACGAGGCAAUCUAUUUCUUUACCCGAGAUCGACUCUCCUAGUAACAACGGAAUGGGCUGUUUCUUUGGAUACAACCCUGUCAUGAAUCAAUACAAAGUAAUGUGCGUGAUUAAUGGACCGGAGCAUGUUUGUCAAGUUUUUACAUUGGGAGAUCCAAAGAAGCAAUGGAGGAACAUCCUAGGUUUUGGAAACCACUCUCCAAGUGCAAACACUACACGUGUACACAUUGAUGGAACUAUCUAUUACGUAGCAAGAGCAUUUAUAUGGUCCGAAAAUGGUCCAACAUAUAGAUUUACUAAUGAAACUAUGGUUUUGAGUUUCGACUUUAGGUCCGAGAGAUUUGAUCAUAUCAAUGCUCCUGAACCAGUGACAAACCCCUAUAGGAAUCCGACUCUGGUAAACUACAAAGGGAAGUUAGGAUGCUUGUGUUGCAACAUCUGUGCAAUGUCUUUAUCCAAAGGAAACAACGGUGCAGAGUUGUGGGUUAUGGAGAGUGCUGAGAAACAAGAAUGGUCGAAUACUAUCUUUUGCUUGCCUGAUUAUUCGUUCAAGGGUUUACUUUGUGUCGUCCGUUUUUCGGGCGUCACUUUAGGUGGUGACAUCUUUAUAGUCGAGCAUUUAUAUCGCCCCUAUGACCCUUUAUACGUCUACUUUUAUGAUCCAAAGCAGAACAGUUUUAGAAGAAGUGAAAUCCAAGGCACUUCAACGUCGCAUAGUGAUUCUGUGAUUAUCGUUGGUGUGUCCGAUCAUGUUGAGAAUACAAUGUGUUUGUAA